AAUGAAGUUGUUCUUUGCUGCAACAGUUCGUCACUUCGUCCCUGAAUUCACGCUGUCGUUGUUACGAACGGGAAAUUAACACCGUAGUCCGUUGUUACAUUAUCAGUCUUCAAGAUAACAAAAAAAUAUAAUGAACUGACCCGCAAUUUGAAACAAAAAACAGCGCUUUCUCUAAACUUGGCAUAACCAGGAAGUACUGAGGCGUCAUAUGAUGCUAGAAAAAUGGCUGCGGUGCAGUGGCGUUCCCGUGGGCGCAGCUAUGACACAGAGCUGCAGAGAUGUCACCCUGAAGCUGCUCCAGUUGAGUUUGGCGACUACCAUCCCCUCAAACCCAUCAUGGUGACAGAUACAAAGACCCGGCGCGGGGCCCGUAAAGGCAGCACCUCCUCGUCUUCCUCCUCCUCGUCCUCGGCACCCGCGGACCCCCUCAGCUCCAUGCUGGAUGGGACCGACCCCCUCUCCAUGUUUGCCAGCGAGGCUCCGACCAUGUCACACAGCGCCUCAACAGGGGACCUGGGGCGGAAGAGGAGGGAAAAGGAGGAAGAGGCGGUGGGACAAGACUUCGAGCCCUGGUCGUCAAAACGAGGAGAGAUCCUGGCCAGGUUCACCACCACUGAGAAGCUCUCAAUUAAUCUUUUCAUGGGCUCUGAUAAAGGAAAAGCUCCAAGUCCAGGAUCAGCAGUUUCAGAGAAAGUUCGUACUCGCCUGGAGGAACUGGAUGAUCUGGAGGAGGGCUCCCAGAGAGAGCUGCUGAACCUCUCCCAGCAGGAUUACGCCAACCGCAUUGAGGAGCUGAACCAGUCCCUGAAGGAGGCCUGGGCCUCGGACCAGAAGGUCAAAGCCCUGAAGAUCGUCAUCCAGUGCUCCAAGCUUCUGUCCGACACCUCUGUGAUCCAGUUCUACCCCAGCAAGUUUGUUCUCAUCACUGAUAUCCUCGACACUUUCGGCCGGCUGGUGUACGAUAGAAUCUGGACCAUGUGCUCAGACCCAAGACCCCUGCCAGAGUCCUUCACAGUUGAUGAUGUGAAUGACACAGCAAAGGAGACGUGCCUCAAUUGGUUCUUCAAGAUCGCCUCCAUCAGAGAGCUUUUGCCUAGAUUAUACGUCGAGGCUGCCAUUCUCAAGUGUAACCGUUUCCUAAACAAAUCGGGUAUUCAGGAGACACUCCCUCGGUUGACGGCCAUGAUCAGAGGGAUCGGGGACCCUCUGGUGGCAGCGUACACCAGAGCUUACCUCUGCAGGGUGGGCAUGGAGGUCGCCCCCCAGCUGAAAGACAGCCUGAAUCGGAACUUCUUCGACCUGCUGGGCACCUUCCGGCAGAUCAGCGGGGAGAGCGUCCAGAACCAGCUGGUCCUGCAGAGGGUGGAAGUGCCCGAGUACCUGACGCUGUAUUCACCCGCCAUCAACUGGAUCCUGCAGUGCAUCGCCUACAGAGCUCCAGAGCCUCUGCUGACAGAGAUGAUGGAGAGAUGCAAGAAGCUGGGGAACAAUGCCCUGCUGCUGAAUUCAGUCAUGAGGGCGUUCAGGCCAGAGUUUGUUGCGGCCAGAGCCACAGACUUCAUCGGUAUGAUCAAAGACUGCGACGAGGCCGGCUUCCCGAAGCACCUGCUGUUUGGGUCUCUGGGUCGCAGUCUGGCCUGUGCUGACCCCCCAGAAUCCGAGAGGCUGACGAUUCUCAAUGAAGCGUGGAAGGUCGUCACCAAAGUGCGCAGUCCUCAGGAUUACAUCAACUGUGCUGAGAUCUGGGUGGAGUUCACCUGCCGGCACUUUACAAAACGUGAGGUCAACACCGUCCUGGCUGACAUCAUCAAACACAUGACUCCUGACCGGGCGUUUGAGGACGCUUAUCCACAGCUGCAGUCAGUGAUCAGGAAGAUCCUCACCUACUUUCACGACUUCUCCGUCCUCUUCGCCAUGGAGCGUUUCCUGCCAUUUCUCGACAUGUUCCAGAAGGAUAGCGUGAGGGUGGAGGUCUGCAGAUCCAUCAUGGAGGUCUUCAUCAAACACCAGGUGGAGCCCACCAGAGACCCGGUCAUCCUCAACGCCAUGUUGCACAUCUGCAAGACCAUGCACGACUCUGUCAACGCUCUCACUCUUGAGGAUGAGAAAAGAUCUUUGGCUCUGCUGAUCAUCGGCUUCAUCCGCAUGGUGUCUUUUGGUCGUGACUUCGAGCAGCAAUUGAGUUUCUGUGUGGAGGCCAGAGCCACCUUCUGUAACCUGGAGCCAGUGCUGGUGCAGCUCAUUCACACGGUGAACCAGCUGGCGAUGGAGACCAACAGGGUGAUGAGAGGGAGUCACUCCAGGAAAACAGCGGCUUUUGUCAGGGCGUGCGCUGCCUACAGUUUCAUCACCAUCCCGUCUCUCAGCAGCAUCUUCAGCCGUCUCAGCCUCUACCUGCUGUCUGGUCAGGUUGCCUUGGCAAACCAGUGUCUCUCCCAGGCGGAUGCUUUCCUAAAGGCAGCGGUCAGUAUUCUUCCGGAGGUUCCUCGCUCCAUCAGCGUGGAGGGGAAGCUUCGCUCCUCAGAGAGCUUCCUGCUGGACUUCAUCAACAACUUCCUGGCCACGCUUCUGGUUGUCCCGGAUCACCCAGAGCACGGCGUGCUCUACCUAGUUCGCGGUCUGCUCAACAUGGUCCAAGAUUACACCUGGGAGGACAACAGCGACGCCAAGGUGCGGGUCUACAUCAGUGCUCUGCCCCUGCUGGCCGCCAUGAGCCAGGAAACCUACCUCUACUCCAUCCCUAAAGUGGACUCCAAUGAGACACUUUACGGAGGAGACCCAAAGUUUUUAUCAGAGAUCAACAAGCUGUGCGAGACCCUGAUUGGACAGAUCCUGGACCACCUGAAGACUCUCGGUCGGGACGAGCAGAGCACGCGGCGUCAAGGCGCUCUGGCCUUUUCCCUGUUCGGGGUCCUGCUGGCUCACGGCGACCUGAGGAACAACAAGCUGAGCCAGCUGGCCGUCAACCUGUGGAACCUCAGCCACAAACACGGAUACUGUGAGACUCGUGUCUCGGUUCGGACUCUGGAGUACAUGAAACACCAGGCUCUGCAGCCGGACAUGAGUCACCUGACGGAUACCGUCCAGAGGUUGGCACUACAGUCCCGCACCUAAACAUCAACCUCAUCAGCUUUUUGUGAAAGUGGUCAUGCUCAAUGAUUGUGUAAAUAAAAGAUGCCAGCAAGGACGAGGAAGAAGAGAAAAUGCCUUAAUGUAUUCUGAAGAGGUGUACAUGGAUAAAAAGCACUUCGGUUUCUUGGCACAGAAUAUUUACCGUCCGGUUUGGACCAAUGUAAAAAGCUCAGUAUUGAUACUUGUAGACUGAAGUUACAGGAAGCUGUUUUUGUGCCAAUAUUCCAUUUUUUUUUUCCAUUUUCAAGUUAAAAAUGGCAAAUGAUUUAACCAUCACAGUACAAUAAACGCUAACAUAAAAAAUAUUUCGAGAUUGUUAAUUUAUCGUAUGCAGUGUCGCUGUUUAAAUAAAUUAUGACAUUAUUCAGAAGAAGA
This is a messenger RNA of Acanthopagrus latus (yellowfin seabream), 3507 nucleotides long. It is a transcript of the gene vps35l, whose product is annotated as VPS35 endosomal protein sorting factor like. Bases 223 to 3114 code for a protein of 963 amino acids. Gene Ontology annotation, cellular component: endosome. The transcript has 30 exons. NCBI's taxonomy places the organism in Eukaryota, Metazoa, Chordata, Actinopteri, Spariformes, Sparidae. The record is from RefSeq and is a predicted model, not a curated record. Gene Ontology annotation, biological process: endocytic recycling.